AACCCUCAUUCAAAAAAUUUACGGCCCAGAUUUAUCUGCACUCUCAUAAAGUAAAAACCGCCACCGGCGACCCGCGAAAGGUUUCAGCUGCUCUUAACAACUCUCUAAAAGCCUUAUCAAUUCCACAACUCUCCGACGUCCUCAUCUCUGCUCCAGUUUGUAUACUCUUAGUUUAAGGUUGAAGUUCCCACGCUGGGAUGGGAGAUAGUGAAGCAGUAGUUACUGACUCAUCAGCAAGUAUGGAUUAUACAUCAGCAGUCUAUAAUUCUACUGGUUCUGGUGCUUGUCCCCCUGAGGCUACUGGAGAUCCAAAUGCUUCUGGUGCACCAGUAGAUGGAACUUAUGCUGCUUCUGGUGGUUACCUGAAUUCAGCUGGUCAAAAGGGUCAAAUCUGCGUAACGAAUGAAAGUAAGCCAACUGGUGGAUCAACCGAUGGGAAUGCUAUCAAUGCUGGAAACACAGCAGUAGAUGCAACUAAAACUGCUGGUUAUAGUAUUUCAUUAAAUGGCAAUAUUGUAAAUGAAGCUCGAAAUACUACAAUGGUUGAGAAUGGGAAUGUUUUAGAUAAUGUUGGCAUAGCUUCUAAUGCACCAGAGUUUGUGGGUUCUGUGCCAGCCAUGUCUGGUGAAGAGGAUCGUUUGUGGAGUAUCGUGAGAGCUAAUUCUUUGGAUUUUCAUGCUUGGACUGCAUUGAUUGAGGAGACAGAGAAGGUUGCAGAGGACAAUAUACUGAAGAUUCGAAAAGUUUAUGAUGCUUUCUUGGCUGAGUUUCCUUUGUGUUAUGGUUACUGGAAAAAGUAUGCGGAUCACGAAGCACGCAUAGGCUCCAUGGACAAAGUUGUGGAGGUUUAUGAAAGAGCAGUUCAAGGAGUGACUUAUUCUGUGGACAUCUGGGUGCUAUAUUGUUCUUUUGCUAUAGAAACAUAUGGAGAUCCGGAAACUAUCCGCAGGCUUUUUGAACGAGGAUUAGCGUAUGUUGGAACUGAUUAUCUUUCCUUCCCUCUUUGGGAUAAGUACAUUGAAUACGAAUACAUGCAUCAGGAAUGGAGUCGCCUUGCUGUUAUAUAUACACGAAUAUUAGAGAACCCCAAUCACCAGCUAGAUAGGUAUUUCAACAGUUUUAAAGAGCUAGCAGGAAGUAGACCUUUGUCGGAAUUAAGAACUGCCGAGGAAGCUGCUGCAUAUGUAUCAGGUAUAGCUUCAGAGGCUGAUGGGGAAGUACUUGAAGGAGAGGUUCGUCCUGGUGCUGCAGAACAAACUCCUAAGCCUGUAAGUGCUGGCUCAACAGAAGCUGUUGAGUUGGAGAAGUAUGUUGCCAUUAGAGAAGAGCUGUAUAAGAAGGCUAAAGAGUUCGACUCUAAGAUUCUUGGUUUUGAAACAGCUAUCAGGAGGCCUUACUUUCAUGUGCGUCCCCUUAAUGUUUCUGAGCUUGAAAAUUGGCAUAAAUACCUGGACUUCGUAGAAAGAGAGGGUGACGCCAAUAAGGUGGUCAAAUUAUAUGAAAGGUGCCUAAUAGCCUGUGCCAAUUAUCCUGAAUACUGGAUACGAUAUGUUUUAUGUAUGGAAGCCAGAGGAAGAAUGGAUCUUGCUGAUAAUGCACUUGCGCGUGCUACGCGAGUCUUUGUCAAGAGGCAACCAGAGAUCCAUCUUUUUGAUGCUCGAUUCAAGGAACAGCAUGGGGACAUACCUGGUGCUCGAGCUGCAUAUCAACUUGUUCACAGUGAAAUUUCACCUGGUCUUCUUGAGGCAAUUAUUAAGCAUGCAAAUAUGGAAAGCCGUCUGGGGAAACUUGAUGAUGCCUUCUCUUUAUAUGAGCAAGCCAUUGCUAUUGAAAAAGGAAAGGAGCAUUCUCAAACGUUACCAAUGUUGUAUGCACAGUACUCUAGAUUUUCAUUCUUGGUUUCUGGAAAUGCAGAGAAGGCUAGGGAAAUUCUGACUAGGGCACUUGAUCAUGUCCAACUAUCUAAACCAUUCCUUGAGGCCUUAAUACAUUUUGAAACAAUUUUGCCACCUCUAAGACAGAUUGAUUAUUUAGAAUCAUUGGUUGACAAGUUUUUGGCCUCGAGUUUGGAUGGCAGUACUGCAGACAAGGAAGAUCUAUCUAGCAUAUUUUUGGAGUUCUUGGGUCUUUUUGGAGAUGUACAGUCUAUUAAAAGGGCUGAAGAUCGGCAUGCUAAGCUCUUUCUACCCCGUAGGCCCAUUUCUGAAUUAAGAAAACGUCAAGCUGAAGAUUUUUCAUCUUCAGAUAAGACAAAGCUGGCAAAAUCCUACUCAGGUGCCCCUUCACCUGGCCAGUCUUUACUUGGUAUAUAUCCAAAUGCACAAAACCAGUGGCAAGCUGGUUAUGGUGCGCAACCUCAAACUUGGCCACCCACUACACAGUCUCCGGCACAGGCACAGGCACAACCGUGGACCCCUGGCUAUGGCCAACAGGGAGCGUAUGGUGCUUGUAGUAGUUAUGGUAGCAAUUAUGCUACUCAACAAGCACCCACAUCAGUUCCACAAAGUGCCGGUUACGGUGCUUAUCCCGCUACAUACCCUGUUCAGAGUUUUCCUCAGCCAACUACCGCCAUGACACUAACCCCAGUUCAGCAACCUGCUGCAACUGUUCCUCAGAAUUACUAUGGUUCUUACUAUUGAGAUGUCAUGUCGGUAACGCGAUUAUCCAUUUCCUAUGCUCUCUGGUAAUUUUCUUGUAGUUCAUAUGUACUGUACACUUAUAUUAGCAGUUGUUGAGGUGGGCAUAUUCCGGAUUUUGGCCAUGGAGGCGGUGUCGAGGAGGGGACUACUAAGGGUAGAUGUUCAGUGAAGUAAUUUGCUUUAAUGGUGGUGUCUUUUUAUGUUUUUCUUCAUAAUUUAGAUAUUUUUGUGGAAACUUGUACAGAACUACAGAUGCUAGUGAUUUAUGUGAUGUGUAGUUGAGUUUCUCUAAUCCGACAGGCCAAGAGGCAAAACAGCUUCAAUACAGUAA
This is a messenger RNA of Gossypium arboreum, 2970 nucleotides long. RefSeq names its product pre-mRNA-processing factor 39-1. Gene Ontology annotation, molecular function: protein binding. The coding region runs from base 198 to 2639 and encodes 813 amino acids. Gene Ontology annotation, cellular component: U1 snRNP; U2-type prespliceosome; commitment complex. Gene Ontology annotation, biological process: mRNA 5'-splice site recognition; RNA processing. The record is from RefSeq and is a predicted model, not a curated record. NCBI's taxonomy places the organism in Eukaryota, Viridiplantae, Streptophyta, Magnoliopsida, Malvales, Malvaceae. The transcript is spliced from 14 exons.